This is a messenger RNA of Epinephelus moara (kelp grouper), 2187 nucleotides long. RefSeq names its product MUS81 structure-specific endonuclease subunit (gene mus81). Bases 72 to 1943 code for a protein of 623 amino acids. Gene Ontology annotation, biological process: resolution of meiotic recombination intermediates; DNA catabolic process; mitotic intra-S DNA damage checkpoint signaling. Gene Ontology annotation, molecular function: DNA binding; crossover junction DNA endonuclease activity; 3'-flap endonuclease activity. The transcript has 17 exons. Gene Ontology annotation, cellular component: nucleus; Holliday junction resolvase complex. The record is from RefSeq and is a predicted model, not a curated record. Lineage: Eukaryota; Metazoa; Chordata; Actinopteri; Perciformes; Serranidae.
UCAACAAGGAAGUGCGCUGUGUCUUUGAAUACAAGGCGCCAGGAGCUGCUGCAAACUCUCAGGUGAAAGGGAUGCCCGCUUCGGAGCCGGUCCGGUUGGGUCGGAAACGCCCCCUGCCUGCCUGCCCGAACCCGCUGUUCCUCAAGUGGCUCACAGAGCUCCGCGACGAGGCGAAAGAGAAGGGACUGAAGAUUCAGUACACCUACCAGAAGGCCAUCAGCUCUCUGAACAAGUAUCCAUUACCACUGCAAACGGCCAAAGAGGCAAAGAUCCUCCAGAACUUCGGAGACGGUAUCUGUAAACUACUGGACGACAAGCUGCAGCGAUACCGUAGAGAGAACGGUCCAGACACUCCAAUUCACUCUCUCCCGGAAGGAGCGCCCCCUCCUGGCAGACGGGACAACAACAGCCUGGCUCCCUCCAGAAAGAAGAAUGCAGCAGGGGAUCAAGGGAAAGACACAGGAGGACGAGGAGGAGGAGGAGGGAGGAAGAAGAAGAGGGAGUAUGUGCCCCAGAAGAGGUCUGGGGGCUAUGCUGUACUGCUCACCCUGUACAGACAGUCGCAGAUUCCAGGUAGUAAAGGUUUCAUGUUUAAGAUGGAGCUUCAAGCAGAAGCUCAGCUCCUCUGCGAUAAGUCUUUCACUGUUCCAGACCUCGGCAGUAAGUACACUGCCUGGUCUUCAGUGAGCACUCUGAUCCAGAAGAACUUGGUGAUGAAGACCCACAACCCUGCAAGGUAUUCUCUGACAGAUGAGGGUCUGGCUUUGGCAGAGCGACUGGAGUCAGCAAACCAAGGGAGUAAAGACGGCCCACAGGGUAACACAGAGGAGGUCAGAAGUGAAGGAGAGGAGGAUGAGGAGGAAAGUGGUCCUGGGCUCGUGGACCUGACUGCUAGUGAUGAUGAUGAAGACGAAAAGGAAGACAGAAUACACCCUACAGAGAAUCCGCCCUGUGCUGCCCAGCCGAGGAGCAAGGUCGAUGGGACGAGUUUUUCAGGAAAAUCCAAGGAUUCACAGGCAACGAGCAGAAAGCCGAAUGCAGGAUGUCUUCUGCCUGGAACCUAUGACAUUAUACUCUGUGUUGACUUCAUUGAGACAACUGGCGGCAGCCAACACCGAAAGCAGGAGCUGGUCAAGGAGCUUCAGAGAAACGGAGUGAUCUUUGAUGUUAGGAAGCUAAACGUUGGAGACUUCCUGUGGGUCGCUCGUGAAAAGGUCGCACCCGUUCCAGGUCAGCUGCGUGCCCCCGCAGGCCGGGAGCUUGUACUUGAUUACAUCAUUGAGAGGAAGAGGAUGGAUGACCUGUGUGGUAGCAUCAUUGACGGACGCUUCAGGGAACAGAAGUUUCGACUGAAGCGGUGUGGUCUUCGUCGGCCCUGCUAUCUGGUAGAGGAGUGUGGGACCGCUGCCUCCCACCUGAGUUUACCUGAGACUACGCUGCAGCAGGCCAUAAUCAACACACAGGUAGUUGAUGGCUUCUUUGUGAAGAGAGUCCAGGAUGUGAGGGAGUCAGCGGCCUACCUCACCGUCAUGACGCGAUACCUGACUAAACUGUAUCAGAACUGUACGCUGAUCUGUCGCUCCAGAGAGCUGGAGGGUGAUGGAGGGAGUGAUGAGGAGGAGAGAGCCACCCCCUCGUGCUCUCUCAUUUCUUUCGCAGAGUUCAAUCAUGGUGCACUUAAAAACAAGUGUCAGACAGUGAGAGAAGUGUUUGCCAGACAGCUGAUGCAGAUUAGUGGACUGUCUGGAGACAAGGCAGCUGCAAUACUGGAGCAAUACAACACUCCGCACAGUCUUCUGACAGCCUAUGAACAGUGUGCAAGUGAAGCAGAGAAAGAGAAACUCCUCUCUUCCAUACGCUAUGGGAAGCUCAAAAGAAACUUGGGUCCAGCUCUGAGCAGAACAGUUUAUCAGCUCUACUGCACUCAAGGAUCUCUGUCAUAGAUGCACGCAGUCACUGAUGAACACUAUUUCAGCCAUUCAGAUAUUUUCUGGAACAAAAACGGAUGCAAAGUCAAAAUCAUUAACAUCGUUAUGUAAAUACAUUUAGUCAUCAAAUAUCAGUGCCUGCUUUACUUGAAUAGAAUUAAUAUGAGGAUGCUGCUAUAUUUUCAUUAUUGUAACAUAUAUCUACGUGUGUGAAGAAUUUCACAAGUGUAGUCUGACACUAUAUCAAUAAAGUUUAUUU